GUUCCUUUUUAAGUGAAUGAGCUUUUGUCUUUUUAACAGCAGCAGGAGGAAGAGAGAAAGCGCUGAUGACCCCAAACUUGUUGUUAUGGAGGCGGCGGUGGUGGAAGGGAUGUUAGAAUGCAGGCGGUGACAGUGAUUAUGGCAGUCGUGGCGCCAGCGUUACCAAUGACGUGACCAUCUUAGGAUUCCCGCUCAUAAAAAGAAAAGUUUGUGGUGUUGAUUGAACUGUGGGUCCCUAAGAUUGUUGGGAUGCAUCUGAGCUGAUUCAGUUCUGGCUUUGAUUAGAACCGGUUGGCUUUGAGUUGACCUCCACAUUUUUUUUUCUUCAUCUUGGAAUCUCAAGUUUUAAGCUUUUCCGGUCGAUGAUUCAGUUGAAUAUUGAGAAAUUGGAUUUGAUGUGCUUAUAAGAAGAUGUCACUGAAGGGUAUUAUGCGGGAGUUAAAGGAACUGAAAGAUGGGAUUGGGAACAUGUCAAAGAGGGGAGAUCAAAGCAAGCUGUGGCGUAGCCGGACUAGAUCCCAUGUUGCUCCUGAUGAAGCACCAUUGGAAUCUCAACUCUCAGAACAAAGCCCCUGGGCCAAUCUACCACCUGAAUUGCUAUUGGAUAUCAUCCAGAGGGUCGAAGAGAGCGAGACAGCUUGGCCUGCUCGAGCUGUCGUUGUAUUUUGUGCUGCAGUUUGUAGGUCUUGGAGGGAAAUUACAAAGGAGAUUGUGAAGACUCCAGAGCAGUGUGGACGACUCACAUUUCCUAUCUCAUUGAAGCAGCCGGGUCCUCGUGAGUCUCCAAUUCAGUGCUAUAUUAGAAGGGACAGAACAAGUUCUACAUAUCUUUUGUUCUAUGGUCUGGUGCCUUCUGAGGGAGAGAGUGAUAAAUUGUUGUUGGCAGCAAGAAAGGUUAGAAGGGCAACAUGCACAGACUUUGUUAUAUCUUUGGUUGCAGAUGAUUUUUCUAGGGCGAGCAAUACGUAUGUUGGUAAACUAAGGUCAAAUUUUUUGGGUACCAAGUUCACUGUAUGUGACAGUCAACCUCCAUGUGGCUCAAUGAUCCAAUCUGCUGCUCGACUGAGUCGUAGAUUCCACUCUAAGCAGGUGUCUCCAAGAUUACCUGCAUGCAACUAUAGCAUUGGUACAGUUACUUAUGAGCUCAAUGUUCUCCGGACACGAGGACCAAGGAGAAUGCAUUGCAUUUUGCACUCAAUUCCUGUAUCUGCUAUUCAAGAAGGAGGCACUGCUCCAACACCAUCAGCUCUCCCCCAAUCCUUAGAUGAGCAACUUUCUCCCUUGCAUAGUUCAAAAGGAAAGGAGCUGAUUGUAGACACCAUCUCCCCAAGCAUCCUAGCCACACCAGUAUUCUCCCCAGGCUCACGAGAACCAUUAGCCCUUAAAAACAAGGCUCCUAGAUGGCAUGAACAGUUACAGUGCUGGUGCCUUAACUUCAAGGGGCGUGUGACGGUGGCCUCUGUUAAGAAUUUCCAGCUGGUCGCAGCUGUUGAGCCAUCACAUAAUGUAUCACCUGAAGAGCAAGAGAAGGUAAUCUUACAGUUUGGUAAAAUCGGCAAAGACAUCUUCACAAUGGAUUAUCGAUACCCUCUAUCUGCUUUUCAAGCCUUUGCAAUCAGCCUAAGCUGCUUUGACACCAAACCAGCUUGUGAAUGAUCACCACAGGUUGGGAAUCUGCAUCAUUGAUGUUGCCAUAGAUUAUCAAGUACCCCUCUUUCAAUGCCAUCGCAAUCUACAAAGUAGCUUUACGCGAGCUGGCAUAUGGAUGCCAGUAUCUCGGUAGGAGAUAAAUAUCUUUCUCCUCUAGAUUGCUUCCUGUAUUUUAGUACUGUAUUUAUGGUUGUAAUGGAAGCUUUUCUUGUUUGGUCUUUACUGGCUGGCUGAUGUAAGUUGUCUAGUGCAUGGCUUUUCUGAUCAUGCAAUCUGACUUGUAUGUUGUUGGAUUAUCUUAGAAUCAAAGUAAAUUAACAGCAGAUUGCCUA
Messenger RNA from Gossypium raimondii (Peruvian cotton), 1982 nucleotides. Its product is annotated as tubby-like F-box protein 5. The transcript is spliced from 6 exons. Gene Ontology annotation, molecular function: protein binding. The coding region runs from base 412 to 1656 and encodes 414 amino acids. The record is from RefSeq and is a predicted model, not a curated record. NCBI's taxonomy places the organism in Eukaryota, Viridiplantae, Streptophyta, Magnoliopsida, Malvales, Malvaceae.